Messenger RNA from Micropterus dolomieu (smallmouth bass), 6969 nucleotides. It is a transcript of the gene aff2, whose product is annotated as AF4/FMR2 family, member 2. Gene Ontology annotation, cellular component: nuclear speck; nucleus. The transcript has 26 exons. The record is from RefSeq and is a predicted model, not a curated record. NCBI's taxonomy places the organism in Eukaryota, Metazoa, Chordata, Actinopteri, Centrarchiformes, Centrarchidae. The coding region runs from base 138 to 4835 and encodes 1565 amino acids. Gene Ontology annotation, biological process: regulation of RNA splicing. Gene Ontology annotation, molecular function: G-quadruplex RNA binding.
AGCCUCCUGGCAGCGGCAGCCGCUUGUGUCUACUCUCCCUCUCUCUGUCACACACUCACACACUCAGUAUCAGUAGCCCAUGUAGAACCACGUAGCACCAGCUUUGGAUUUUAGCGGCAGCAGCGGCCGAAGCAGCAAUGGAUCUCUUUGAAUUCGACUUUUUCAGAGACUGGGAGCUUGAACAACCAUGUCAUCUGGAGUCAGAGCGCAGUGCCCUGAAGAGGAGAGAGUGGGAGAGGAGGAACCAGGAGGUCCAACAGGAUGAAGACCUGUUCUCAACUGGAUUCAACUUGUUUGGAGAACCUUAUAAAACUAAUAAAGGUGACGCAUUGGCCAGUCGUGUCCAGAACACGCUGGGCUCCUACGAAGAAAUGAAAGACCUAUUAACCAGCCACUCUAACCAGAGCCACUUGGUGGGAAUCCCCAAAGGCAGCAACAACCUGCAGACCCCGACCACUUCAACGACAGAGAGACCCGCCAUGGAGUCCCAGCUUUUCAACGAAGCCCAGAGAGGAGGAACAGGUGGAGGAGGAGGAGCUGAGGGAGGUGGGGACAAGAGGGUGGGAAAUGCAUCUUCCUCAUCUUUAACUUCCAUGCAACCUCCUGCUUCGACCACAUCGUCAUCAAGCGCCACAACGAUCCCACAUCAGAAUUCGAAAAAGUCCCGAAGCUCCAUGGAUUGGUCAAGGGCAGGCCAUGGACAAAGUACCCAAGGAACAGGCCUCACUCUGGGGUUAGGACAGAACGGGCAGGGGCAGGUUACAGCUGCUCCCAGUGGAAGAGGGAAAAUGUCUUUAUUAGAGGAACAAAGGCAUGAAGAGCUGUUUAGCUCACUUAAAGAUGAACUCGGUCUAAAAGGAGACUCAAGCCCUUCUUCCUCCUCUUCCUCAUCCUCAUCCUCUUCCUCUUCUUCUCGGAGAAGGCACCCCUCCAAAACUCUUCCUCUCCCAGAUGGUGGCAAUUUCCGAUCUUCCACCAUGGACGGUGGCCAUUUUAAGUCUUCCACUAACACAGAAAAUGGCGGACAUUUUAAAUCCUCCCCGUUUGAAAAUGAGACAGGUUCUCAACUCUCUAUGUCCUCCUCCCCGCUGGCUUCCACAUCAGUUCUGACAACGCCUACUCCUGGUCUAACCACUCCCACAUCUGGACUGACUACCCCCACCUUCCCACCUGGUAGCCUAUCAGGGAAGCCGAUCGCAGUGCAGCAGAAGCCCACAGCGUAUGUUCGACCAAUGGAUGGCCAGGACCAGGCGCCUAGUGACUCUCCCCAGCUUAAACCCCCUCUAGUGGCCACAGAGACAUUUAACAGCAGUCAGGCCUACGGAGGAAACUCGGGGAAUGUGAAGAAUAAACUGCCAAAACUGAGUCUCAGCCACGCAGGGGAGGUCAGCCUACCAAAUGACUCCAGCUGUGUUGAAGAGAUUUUGCGGGAGAUGACCCAUUCCUGGCCUCCUCCUCUCACAGCCAUACACACCCCUGGGAAGGCUGAUCAGACCAAGUUCCCCAUCCCAAACAAGGAGUCACAGCAUGUGACCUCGGGCUACAACACUCAGAAGCGAUGUACUGUAUCAGCUAACAAGCCUGCUGCUAAACCUCCAACUGCACCACAAAAGUCAAUGUUGGAGGAUGACCUGAAGAUCAGCAGCGAUGAGGAAGAAGCCGAACAAAAGGUGUCUGACAAGCCCAAAGCCAGAGGCACAGCCGUAAGUGGAGCUUCAGGGAGCAGCAGCGAAUCAGAGAGCAGCUCAGAGUCGGACACAGACGAAUCAGAGAGCAGCUCCAGUGACAGCGAGUACAAUCAGGCCACCCGCACAAACACUCCAGAGCCUGAGCCCCCCUCCACCAACAAGUGGCAGUUGGACAGCUGGUUGAAUAAGGUCCAAGCUCAAACCAAACCCCUGGUUCCCCCACAGCAAGAACACCAUAGCACAGGCUCCAUCACCCAGGGUCCGGACACUUUCUCUCCAAGGAGUGAAUCACCAGCAGUGGGUACAGCUGCUAAGACCAAGCCCUGCGGAUCCAACAGCACCCCUGUUCCAGCUGCACCAACGGUGGAACACAAGGAUACAAGGGGGGCCUUCUGCCCAGGCAGAGAGAAGGCCAAGGCCAAGCUCAACCAGAAGACCCCUGGGGACGGCCAGAGGUCAAGGAUGAGGUUGUCGCCGGGCCUGUUGUCAGGGCCAGAAGUCAUGACCCCAAGGAGGAACACCACAGGGAAGAAACAGCCCAGGCGGACAGAGAGAUCAAACUGUGUGGAGGAUAAUCAGACCCAGACAUGGAGCAGAGCAAACCAGCAUAGCCCUGCAGCAAGGGAGAAGGACCUGUUGCCUCCCCCCUCCCUGGAGCAUCAGAACCCCCUGAGGCCACGAAGCAAACCCCCCAGUGGGAAAACAGCCCCCAGGAAAGAACCUCGCAGUGCUACCAACUCAAACAACAACACAGUUACUCCACCAGCGGCACUACAGCAAACUCCUGUGCCAAUACCUGCUGUCAGUGUAAACCAGGAUAAGCGGAAAAACAGAGGACCAAACGCCAAAAUCACACCCAAGUCCAGAGAAUUCAUCGAAACAGAUUCCUCCUCCUCCUCCUCUGAGUGCCAGUCGGAUUCAGAGGAAGCCGUCAAAAUCCCCACUCUGCCACCUCAGACGACACGCUCUGCGAUUAACACACAGACUGUGUCCAACACACACGUACACACGCCUCUUCUCCCAUGCCUGGCCUCUGUUGGCACUGUGGGGAGUCUGGGAACAUUUGGAGGGAAAGGACUUCGAGUCAAAGAUGGUAGCAAUGUGACCACUAAUGGUAGCAGCAGUAAUAAUAGUAGCAUCAGCAGUGGUGGUAAUGGUGGCAGUAAUAGCGGUAACUCCCUAAGCAUCAGCAACAUAAGUGGUUCAUUUGGAACCUCUGUUCCUGAUCCUGGAGGGUUAGGAGGACAGUGCAAAGACCUGGAGUCCAUGUCGCCACCUUCCAACAUGGGACAUGAGGUGCCUCUUUCCCCCUUGAGGGAAUACCAAGAGAUCCAGAGUUUAUGGGUGAAAAUUGACCUCAGUCUGCUCAGCAGGGUGCCAGGCCAGGGUUCGGGGGAAAGAUCCAGAGCGGGAAUCGCAGAAAGGGACGGGAGCGAAGAGAGAGACAGAGAGAGACAGGGGGAGAGGGAGAGGAUAGGGGUGGCAGAGAGAGAAAGACAGAAGCAGGAAGAGAGAGAGUGGCCAGGGCUGAGAGAGAGGCAGAAGUUACCUAAAGGGGAGAAAGAGGAAGAAGAAAAUGAGCGGUUAGUGCAGGACAGAGAGAGGCAAGGUGACAGAUUAACAGAGAGAGAGCGGCAGACGGACAGAGAGGACAGAGAAAGACUGGGGCUCGGGGAGAGGGAGCGAACGACAGGCAGGGACAGAGAGAAGGCGUGCCAAGGUUUGGGGGUCCUGGACAACCCCCCUACGCAAGAGCAGAGUAAUCCCAGGCUGGCUGGGAGGACGGAGAGAGGAGAGAAUGGAGGCAAACACAGGAGGCAGGCAGCUGGAAACAUAGUGGUCCCAGCAGAGAAACACACCAGCAAGAGCAAGAGGAAACAUAAGUCGGACCACAGUGAGGCAUCAGUCAACGGGAAUAAGAAGCUGCGAUUGGAUAAAGACUGUCAGCUCCUCCCACCCUGCAUCUCUCCAAUACACAACCACAAGAACAGCUCUACAGAUAGCUCUCUAAACAGGAAGCCGUCUCGGCGGCGUGAUGAGAAGCUGCUUCCACCCCUCCUGUCCCCCCUCUCUGACGAUCCCCCUCGUAAACGAACCUGUGACAGCAGUUCCUCUCUCAGCCAGGAGGGCGGCGCCGCUGGGAUGCUGCCUUGCUCCACCUCUUCCACUUCCUCUUCCUCUUCCUCACACAGACACAGGAGAGGUGAAGGCAAGGCGUCAUCGCACGCAAGAAAUGGCAGCGAAAUGGAUCCCCAUGGCGAGAAGCUCGGUGGGGAUGGUUACCAUGCCAACGGACAGUCAGACUCUGAGGCGUGGUCGGAACCGCUGACGGAAACUGCCGAACCUCGCAGGCCAAGACUGUCAUUCAGCAACACAGUCCACAGUGCAGACUACUACAUGCAGGAGGCCAAGAGACUGAAGCACAAGGCUGAUGCUUUGAUGGACAAAUUUGGUAAAGCGGUGAACUACGCAGACGGCGCCCUCUCCUUCAUAGAGUGCGGAAAUGCUAUGGAGCGAGAUCCGCUAGAGGCCAAAUCACCAUAUACCAUGUACUCUGAGACUGUAGAGCUAAUCAGGUAUGCCAUGAGGUUGAAGAACUUCACAAGCAAUUCAGCCACCAUCGCUGAGAAGAAACUCGCUGUCUUGUGUAACCGCUGUCUGUCUCUGCUGUAUCUGAGGAUGUUCCAUCUGAAGAAAGACCACGCUGUCAAGUACUCGCGGUCGCUCAUGGAGUACUUCAAGAAUUCAGCCAAGAGUUCCCACCAGGCACCCUCUCCCUGGAGGACCAAUGGGAAGGUCAAUGGGACUCCGUCUCCCCUCUCACUCAGCCCCUCCCCAGCCAGCAGCGGAGGAGGAGGUGGAGGAGCAGGAGGAGGAUCUGGAGGUGCCCCAGUCUCGUCAGGAAGUGUGGCUAUUCCCCAGCGGAUUCACCACAUGGCUGCUAGUCACGUUAACAUCACCAACAACAUCCUGCGGAGCUAUGAACACUGGGAGACGGCCGACAGACUGGCCACUUAUAGCCAAGAGUUCUUCCAGGAGCUGGACUCUGUGAUGGAGCCGUUGAGUCAGCAGAGCAGCAUGACUGAGCUGGUCCGAUACAUCAGGCAGGGACUGCACUGGCUCCGCAUAGAGGCUCAUCUGCUGUAAGGACUGGACCAGAGCCAAAAUUUUUACACACAAAAAACAAAAUGGGCCUGGGAGCUAGAACUGGGAUGACAAGUGAGAUGAGACUCAGGACGAUGCUUCAGUUCCCAUUGGGAUCCUUCAAAUGACCCGACACCACCCACAGUAAUGUAACGGGAUAGACUGGGUGGAUUAAUUGGCCUAAAUUCACCUGUAAUUAGGACUGCACAGUAGCUAAGUUUGGGAAUUUCAACCGUAAAUCCAAGAAUACAAAUGCGGCUGCUGCUGCUUUUCGGGGCAACUGCAGCUGUACAUCAGCGCAGGUAGCCUAAAUUCCGAAAGGGACAAUAGAUGUUACAAACAUCCCUGUAUCCCUGAAUAGAAACCAGAGAAGACAGGAUCAUUUUCAAAAGGAUAGGUGAGAGGCUGAUGUGAUUAAGGAUGCUGAAGGUGGGGAAGGAGCUAAAUAGAGGCACAUCUGCCCCAGCAGUGACCUAGAAACGUGUCUGUGAUUGAGACUAGAAUUAAAGCCUCAGGCUAAUAUUGAUGAAGAAGAGGAGCGUCGGCUCAAUCAAUUAGGUAAGGUCCUCGCUGGUAGAGGAAAGAGGCUCAGCUACAACCACUAGAGCUGAACUUAUGAAGGCUCAAGUUAGUCCUCUGCUUGUAUUUCAGUCAGAAGCUAGAAGCUGACGAACCCGCCUGUGUUGUGUAUUCCUUCGAUAAUUUAACAAAAUGCAAUAAUUAGUCACAGGGCUUGACAGGGAAUAAUGCAUGUUCAGAACAAAGGGCAGUAUGUAAUGAUGUAAUAAUACAGGAGAGCAGAACAGCUGGUCACAGGCAUUUUGAAGAGGAAACAUAUUUGCGUAGGUACAACUAUAGCUAAAUAGCUAGAAGUAUAGAAACACAGGCUGCUCUUCUUCUUCUGUUGUAAUUCUGGCAGAGUAGCUGCUCAAAGGAAGUAAGAAGUAAAGAUCUUAAGGGUUAUAACUUUGAAUUAGCAACUUCAUUAUAUAAAUUAGAUUAGCUUCUUAUUCUAUAUUAUCGGGUUAACCACAUGAAAUCAGAUUAUUCAAGUUUAUUCGAAUGUCCUCGCCUACCUCUAAACAGGGCCAGUUACUGUGUGACAUUUUUCUAUACUCUGCCAAUAUGAUUCCUGAGUUUGAGCGCCAAUACCAAAACAAAGAUUAAGAAAUAGAAAGAUUUUUCUACAAAACCCUUUUCAGCAAAAUAGGAAUUUUGUCUUAAACUGGCAACAUUUUUAUUUAAAUUAUAAACUAUCAAUCGAUGAAUAAGUUAACAAGAUAAUGAAAUUGACAGUUGAUGCCAGCUUUUCAUACUUGACAGUCAGCAACGGACACAUUUUGGUCUAAAAAGGUAGUGCGGUUUGACACCCAGUCCUACCUCUUAAUGUAGUCACUCCUGGUGUAGGCAGGUGACAUCAAGAAAGCCUCCGUUUGUGCAGUUGCCAUCAAGCAGCUCACAUGUGACCUGGAUCAGUGGUUUGUUUACACUAAACUCAGAUCUGGAGCCUCUACAACUGAAUCAAGAUAACCCUAAUAUUAAGAUGUGCCUAACCAGACUUUGAAGUUGCAGUCUGUGGGGUUAACAGCUCAACAGAAAAAGCUUUCAGUUCUCUGGUCCUACAAAUGAGGGCUUUCUUCCAAUCAAAAAAAAGCAUCUGUCUGGUUCUUCUCUUACUGGUUAUGGGCUUUUGUGAAAUUCCACUCAGUUCUAUUUCCCAUAGUAACCCACCCACUAAGGUGUCAGACACUUACGGGGAGGUGACUACAAGAUUCAGUAUGAUUUGGCUCUAGUUAAGCCCCCACCCACGUGCAGAUCAAGUACUCAGGGUGAAAAUCUCACAUCAGCUAUUUCGCCCCAGAUGUAAAAAAAAAUCUGUGCAACAGCAGCGACUUUGUGCGACACUUAUUGAGAUCAGAUCACCUGCUGGAAAUCUUGUAGUCAUUUUACCAACAUUUGUCGUGUUGUGUUGUUAGUGUGUAUACGUGUACAGCUGAUUGUCAAGUCUAUUUAAAGCAUUACCUGGCUGGACAAUAAUGAUGUUUGUGUAACAUAAUGUACAGACUGUGAUCCUGUUUUGUUUUUUAGUGUCUUGUGAAUGAUUCAAUGUGAAUGGAUGAGGGAGUGAAACACGAAA